AUGACUACCAUUAAAGAUUAUCGACUUGAGUCUGUCCGUUUGGAUAGCUUCAAAGACUGGCCGUACUUAUGGAAGAAGCCAGAAGAACUCGCAGCGGCUGGAUUUUAUUAUACGGGCAUAAACGACAAAGUAAAAUGUUUCAUGUGUAAGGUUGAAUUAUUUGACUGGAAACCAGAAGACAAACCGACAGUCGAGCAUAAACUGAACUCUAGAAAAUGCUAUUUUGUUAAUAAUAUUCCAUGCGGAAAUGUACCGAUCGGUACGGAUCCUAGCACAAUUCCGGGAUUUGUUCCUCGGAGAGCAGACGUAUGUGGAAUACCAGGUUUCAACCAGGAGCUUUGGUUUCUUGCGAACCACGGAGAAAAAGAAGAAAGAGUGAAUUAUUGGUUGAAACAUUUUCUAUACCAAAAAGCCUCAAUACCGAAACAUCCCAAAUACGCUAGUUAUGCUCUUAGAUUAGCGUCGUAUGAUAAAUGGCCUAAAACAAGAUUACAAGCAGAAAAACUAGCAACUGCUGGAUUCUAUUAUUCGGGAAAUAGCGAUGAAACAGUGUGUUAUUACUGCAAUGGACAAUUAAAGAAUUGGGAGCUAAACGAUGAUCCCUGGGUAAAACAUGCCAAAUGGUUCCACCACUGUCUUUAUCUAGUUUUAACUAAAGGAACGGAAUUUAUAAACAACGUUACUGGAACAACGUAUAUGAAAAAAAAUCUUCCAUUUGUAGUUGAUACAAUGGAAGAGAAAUUUGAGAAAACUGAUAAUGGGAAUAUUGCUAGUGGAACCUCUCAAAAUUCAACUAAUGCUGAAAAAAGAAAACCUAAUUUACCUAAUAUAAAAGCAAGUGAUGUAUUGGAUGGAGCCAGCAACAAGGAACAGUUUAUUCAAAUACGGAUGAACAAGAUUCUGCAGAAUGUAAAAUUAUGCAGAAUUUGUUGGAGUAGAAAUCGACAAAUCUUAUUUGUACCAUGCUAUCAUUUUUUGACGUGUGAAGAAUGUGCGACAGAUUUGACAAAAUGUAUAUGUGGUAAGAAUAUUAAAUGUACUGUAAAAGCGAAUAUGUUAUAA
This is a messenger RNA of Trachymyrmex cornetzi, 1062 nucleotides long. RefSeq names its product baculoviral IAP repeat-containing protein 3. NCBI's taxonomy places the organism in Eukaryota, Metazoa, Arthropoda, Insecta, Hymenoptera, Formicidae. The coding region runs from base 1 to 1062 and encodes 353 amino acids. Gene Ontology annotation, biological process: regulation of cell cycle; negative regulation of apoptotic process; positive regulation of protein ubiquitination. The transcript has 2 exons. Gene Ontology annotation, cellular component: cytoplasm; nucleus. The record is from RefSeq and is a predicted model, not a curated record. Gene Ontology annotation, molecular function: ubiquitin protein ligase activity; cysteine-type endopeptidase inhibitor activity involved in apoptotic process.